Messenger RNA from Rubroshorea leprosula, 1601 nucleotides. NCBI's taxonomy places the organism in Eukaryota, Viridiplantae, Streptophyta, Magnoliopsida, Malvales, Dipterocarpaceae. The record is from the annotation of a GenBank genome assembly.
AAUGUUUUUGGUUUGUGUUCAGAGACUGAAAUGCAAUGCUGAUUGCUGGUUUGGUUGUGUUUUAUAGGAAACUAAUGGAAAGUAACUUUCUGUCUCAACAUCUAAUUUUAGUCACAUGGUUCUUCCAUUCUGCGUACAAGAAUGAUCAAGGAAGAGUUCAAAAUGGUGCCUUCGCUGGAUGUUGAUGGAGCCAAAUCCUCCGUACCUGCAGGAGAAAUAUGGAGGUCUACUGAGUAAAAAAGUAGUGUAAGAACACAACAUGCCUGACUUUUUUUAUUCUUUUUCACAAGAGUUUAAGCAUUGAUUUGAAAUUGCAGAAAAGACUGCCAAUUAUGCAGAUUUCCAUUUCAAGACAUUCAGGGACAGCCUUAAAAACUGAAUGUCUUUCAAUGAACCAAGGGUGAUAGCUUCUUUUCGAUUUGACAAUGGAACUAAUCCUCCUUCUAGAUGUUCAAAGGAAUUUGGAAAUUGUACAACUGGAAACUCUGCAACCAUGAGCCCUACGUUGCUGCUCGCCACAUGAUUCUAUCUCAUGCCGAGCAGUUAAAAGAUACUGCCAUAAAUACCAGGCCUUGCAAAAAGGAAGAAUUGGACCGUGCAGCUCAAAGUGCCAGGGGCUUCUCUAUUGAAUGGUAACAUUCUGAAUUACAAUCCCCAUUGGCCUGAAUGUGACUGGUUAUUCACAGGGUCAACUGGAAUGCUGCCCAUGCUUGUAAGACCUUUUCCUCCCUUCUUAUCUCUUAGCAGAAAUGAAAUGAAUUUUUGGCAUAAGAUAGAAGUUGUAAAUAUAUUGGAAUUAAUGGCAAAUAUUGAAUUUGCUUUUAAUACUAUAGCUUUGAUGGGUAAGACUAGUUGGAAUCUACCAAAUAGUCAAAGUGAAGUUAAGGCUAGAACAAGAUAUUAAUUAAAUAGCCUCUGUUAAUAUCUAAUUAAUGUUGGAAAACAUAUGGUUGGGUAGAGAUGAUUCUGUUGGCCGCAUGACCUUGCAACAGAAUAUCCCAAAGAAGGGACUGUUCGCUGCAGGAUAUCGGCACCUAUCUCUGAUGCUAGCUUAUUGCUCAGUUGACAUUUUCUUGAUAUUCAAGACUUGGUAAUUGCAUGACUGUUAGAUCCCAUAAACCAACCAUUCCACCUGGAAAUUGGGUCAUAACUUCAUGACACACAUACCAUGUUUUCAGCUGAAGCAAAAUCAAGCGUUAAUGGCAAACAAAGAAUCAAGAAUGACUUUCCUUUUCGUUUAACAGGUUACUUCUAGACACCUUUGGAUGCUUUGAUUACCAAAAGUUGUAUUUAUCUCAAUUGAAAAAUGAAUCACUAUAUUUACUUUUGUGUUAAUUUAUAAGAAAUUGCUUAGGAAAGGUUACUCUUAACACUUGUUACGAGGGAAGAUAACUUGAUGUCACACCUUAAAUUUGGAUAUUUUUCUCACAACCCAUGAAGUAGAGAGGCAGAUUUACAACUACCACUUUUUUCUAUGUUGUCUUGUUCCUUAGCUUAUCAAAACACAUGAUUUUGCAAUGAAGAAAAAUGGAGAAAAAGGUUUGUGCAACAUUCAGCUACAUCUGUCUUUGUUAUUAUUAUAUUAAAAAAAAAAGUGUUAU